This is a messenger RNA of Prionailurus viverrinus (fishing cat), 2039 nucleotides long. RefSeq names its product transmembrane protein 71 (gene TMEM71). The transcript is spliced from 13 exons. The record is from RefSeq and is a predicted model, not a curated record. Bases 1 to 1722 code for a protein of 573 amino acids. NCBI's taxonomy places the organism in Eukaryota, Metazoa, Chordata, Mammalia, Carnivora, Felidae.
AUGGCAGCUUGCUUCUUCAAAGCGUGUAAGCCUAGAAGUUUGAACAAGCAGCCUUCCCAAGAUGUACCGAACAUCUCAACUGAUGUCAACACCAGUGGCAAUUUUGCCUGUGAUUUCCCGGAUGGUGACAGUUCCUUUGAAGGCUGCUCUGCAGCUCUCUUGACGGGCUCCCACGUUACCUGUCGCCGAAGUCCCAGACUCGUCUCCAAUGGCUACUAUGUUUGGACAGAGGACCCUUUCCUCUGUGACAAAGAUGGCAACAUAACUCUGAGCCCACCCCAGGCCAGUGUUCUUUACAAGGAGAAUUUAGUUAGGAUAUUUAGAAAGAAAAAGAGAAUCCGCCCUUCCUUUUCUAAUCUCUUCAGCCUUGGUGCCUCUAAAUCCUGGCAGCAUGGAAAUAUCUUUGGUGAUGUUGACUCUUCCCUAAGUGAGGACACCUGGUUGGAGGGGGUCGGGAGGCUGGACACGCACCAUUGCAACGCUAUCGGCGACGAUCGCGAUGGUUCUGCGACUGAUGCACGCGAGGCAGAGCAGCGGAAGGCAGCCUCCUCCUCCAGCCACGCAGCGUCUCGGACUCCGCCAGAGAACUCCCACGACCUGGCCCUUCAGUCUCAAGGGACAACUUCUGAACAUUUCCCGGAGAACCUUCUGGAUCACGCAACUGUGUAUUUGCCAUGUAAGAGGAAAAAGGAAGAAAAGAAGGAAACACACAGUCCUUUAAUGCAAUGCCUCUGGCAAGGAAAAGUCAAAAGAUAUAAAGGCAUUGGUAUUUCCUGUCCGGAGCAAAUCCGAAAUAAAUUCAGCCAGCAACGUCUUCAACCUCCAGGUCGCCAACGUCGGAUUAGUCACGUUUGCCCACAGGGUUGCAUCAAGGCCGUGUCCUCGGCUUGUCAAGGUUCAAAGCCCACCACCUGCUCCGGGGACCCCACCCCGUUUUCCGGGGAGGAGCUCGUUAAAGCGACCCUUUUUUGUGUGUUCCUCUGGCUUUCACGGCCCCCCUCUUUCGUGCCCGUUCCCUCCGCUGUGGUGGCAUGUGAAUUUCUGCGUCUUGUCCAGCAGGCUGGGAGCUCCUUGAUGCCAACCUGCCCACGGAGCGCCUGGCACAGAGCAGGUGCUCCGAAACUGGCGGACCAAUCAGUGGAUGGAAACCCAUCUCAAGAUGGAUUAAUCAAAACCAGUUUGUGGAGAGACAUCUUCUUUCAAGCAUUUCUACUGGCCGCGUGCUUAAUCAUUUGUGCAUGUGCAAGGUGCUUUCUGGGAGGGAUAUUUGCCAGUGUCGUCACGUGCCCAUUGGUGAUAACUACUGCCUAUACCGUCACGUCGUUGUUUCUCAGCCUUGCCGACUAUUUCGAAGCCACCGCCUGUGCUCAGGACCGGACCAACCAACGAGGUCUACACAAAAGACUUCCAGCCACAGAGCCACUUCGUAACUCAACGUCCAACUGUCACUGCUUGGCAGAUGGUUUGCCAAAAUUUGCCAACCAUGUAGGACGGUCUCUGACGAAUGACUUCAAUCUGAAUAUCCAGAAAUUGUCUGAUUUGCAGUCUGCUUGGAAUCAACUGCUUUAUUGGAAGGGAGUGAGCAACUACUUAUUGAGAAAAAACCAUUUUAAUUUGGUUAUGUGUCUUUUUUUUUUUAAUCUCAUUUUUGCUUUCCUAAAUUGUAAUCUGCUCAGGAAGAUAAUAUCAAUUCGUCUUUACUUUGCCAACGCUAGCAGUUGAAAGGAAACUGGCUGGGAAAUGUGAUAGAGAACUAACCACGUGGGUAGAUGGUCCCCUCUUAUUCCCUGAGGCAUUGUUUUCAUACAUGAAUUUUCAUCUAGAGAAUUCCAUGAGGCGCUUUUAACAAUGCAAAUUCCUGGGCCUGCCUACAAACCCCUAUCCCUUGUUGAACUGUUUAAUUAAUGCCAACUUGAAAGUAAAUAUGGGGCGCCUGGGUGGCUCAGUCAUUUAGCAUCCGACUUCAGCUCAGGUCAUGAUCUCACGGUUCAUGAGUUCGAGCCCCGUGUCGGGCUCCGUGCUCACAACUCAGAGCCUGG